GGCUGUCCGACGAGAUGCCGCAGAGAAAACGGAGUUUCACUUUUGGAGCGUAUGGAGGAGUUGACAAGACAUUCUCCAGAACUAGAAGUGGGUGGAAACAGGAUGGAGGAGAGCCUCGUAUCUCUAGUACUCUAGACGCUUCAUUAUUCCAGGCUCCGCUACCCUACACUGCAUCUGCAUUCCUCAAGAGCAACAGAAUGGAUGAACAGCGUUGUUCUGUUCCUCCACCUCUCAAAACAGAGGAAGACUACAUUCCUUACCCCAGUGUCCAUGAGGUUUUGGGCAGAAAGAGCCCCUUCCCUCUGAUUCUGCUUCCUCAGUUUGGUGGUUACUGGAUUGAAGGUACCAACCACGAGCUGACCAGUGGAAAUGGUUCGGAUCAGCUGCCGUCGCCUACGUCCCACAUGAAGCUGGAGUGCAACACUACAGCCAUGAUCUACCGAAAACACUUUAUGGGCAAGGAGCACUUCAAUUACUACACACUGGACAGCGCACUAGGCCACCUGGUCUUCUCUGUUAAAUAUGAAGUGAUUGGGGACCAGGAGCACCUCCGUCUGAUGCUCAGGACCAAACAGAAGACGUAUCACGACGUGAUUCCGAUUUCAUGCCUGACUGAAUUUCCUAACGUUAUCCAGAUGGCCAAGCUCGUGUGUGAGGAGGUCAACGUAGAUCGCUUUUUCCCAGUGCUGUACCCAAAGGCUUCAAGGCUUAUUGUCACGUUUGAUGAGCAUGUGAUUAGUAACAACUUUAAGUUUGGGGUGAUAUAUCAGAAGUUCGGACAGACUGUAGAGGAGGAGCUGUUUGGAAAUAAUGAGGAGAGCCCAGCUUUCAUGGAGUUUUUAGAAUUUCUGGGACAAAAAGUUGUGCUUCACGACUUUAAAGGAUUUCGAGGUGGAUUGGAUGUGACCCAUGGGCAGACAGGCACAGAAUCAAUCUACUCCAACUUUCAUAAUAAAGAAGUCAUGUUCCAUGUGUCCACCAAGCUCCCCUACACUGAGGGAGACACACAGCAGCUGCAGAGAAAGAGACAUAUAGGAAAUGACAUUGUAGCUAUUGUGUUUCAAGAGGAAAACACUCCCUUCGUGCCAGACAUGAUUGCAUCCAACUUCUUACACGCCUACAUUGUGGUGCAGGUGGAGAACGCCUGUACUGAAAAUGUGCUCUACAAGGUGUCAGUAACAGCACGAGAUGAUGUCCCAUUCUUUGGACCAGCCCUGCCUGAUCCUGCCGUAUUUAGAAAAGGACCCGAAUUGCACGAGUUCUUAUACACAAAGAUGAUAAAUGCAGAGUACGCGUGCUACAAAGCAGAGAAGUUUGCCAGGCUGGAGGAGCGCACCCGGGGGGCUCUUUUGGAGACGCUGUAUGAAGAAUUACAUGCCAACAGUCAAGCCAUGAUGGGGAUUGGUGGCGAUGAGGAGAAGCUGGAGAACGGAGGAGGAGGAGGAGGGGGCUUCUUCGAAUCCUUUAAGCGAGUUAUCCGCAACAGGAGCCACUCCCUGGAUGCCAUGAGUUUUAGUAUCAAGAAGCAUGCAGUCUCCUCUAGUCCCAGCGGCAGUUUAAACCACAACAACCACGAUCAGCUGCCCUCACCAGAGACCCCCAAAAUCCCUACGAUAUCAUUGCUUGUCCCAGGAAAAAGUCCCAGUAAAUAUGGACGUCGCGGCAGUGCCAUAGGGAUAGGCACGAUAGAAGAGUCUCUGAUAAUUCCGGGUAGAAGCCCAACACGCAAAAAGUCUGGUCCAUUCACGUCUCGUAGGAGCAGUGCUAUCGGCAUCGAGAACAUCCAGGAGGUUCAGGAGAAAAGCAGAGAGAACUCACCCAACACACAGAAAACCUCAGACAGUGGGCACGCAUCCCAGGAUCCCAGGUCAGAAAACUCCUCCAACCAGAGCUCACCUGAAGGCCAUGUUUCUAAGAACAGCUCAGUGAUGUGCUGCAGGGCUCCUUCCAUCCCUGAAACUCAAGACAUCUCACGCUCCUCUUCGAAUUCCAGCAGUUUUGCCAGUGUGGUAGAAGAAAUUGAGAUUGAAGCCACAGAGGAUUAUGAUACAGGAAUGGAAAGUUUGUCGUCGUCAGGGACACUACACAAGCAAGGCUCGUUUAACUGCAGUGCAUGGCUGGAGGACAGCGUUAACAAUGUCAGCGGCAAAAGGAGGGGAAGCUAUUCCUCUCCGGGAAAGCCUCCUGAUAUCCGCAUCAGUCUGGACGGACAGCAAGAUCCCAAAUCUACAUCAAACUGCUAGCCUCUUCCACAGGAUUGCAUCGUGGAUUUCCAUCAACAGUGAUCUAUAUCACAUUCCUAUAAGAAUCAUCUCUGCUUUGCUGCUACUACUGAAGCUGAAGAUUAUGAUGAUGAUAAUAAAGAUGAUGAUGAUGAAAGAAGAUGGUUCCAGUCUGCACUACAGUAACAGAUGACAGGAUCAUAAGCGUACAUUGCAUCAGACUUGCUUUAUCAGGCCCAAAGUAGCAGAGAUUUGGAAAAGACCUCAUUUGCACUGCACCACUGUCUUUUUCAUUUUCUUUUCCUAGUUUUCUCCCAAAAAAUAUAAUUUAUUCUGUUCUGUCGUCUGUGGUGCCUUUGGUCAGUGUAAUUAUAAAUGUGUGUCUAGUGCCCAUUGAGCAAACAUUGCUACCUGUUUCCUAACCUGGCAAACAUGGUUUCUACAUGCUCCUAAAGCUGUGAACUCUACAGAAAUUCUUUUUUUUUCCACUACAUUCAACCAGAACUUAUUUGUAGCCCUUAAACUGAAUAGAAUGUUUCUCAGGCAUCUGCAUGUUGGUUUUUUUUUUCUUUUUUUUAUAUUUGCCUGUAGGUAAACAAUAAUGCUACUGAUAUUGUUGCUGAUACUGUUAUUUUGUGUUUAAGCCAUGUUGUUAGUGAUGCCACAUUAACAUAAUCCUAAUCUAAGAGAAAUAGCCCUUCCCUCACAGUCUGUUAACAUCAUCCGGCUAUUAGAUGGGGAAAACAGCUAAAAUGUCACAUCAAAUAUACAAAGCAUUUACUUUCAAAUCCUUUGUUAAACUGUCAGUUGACUUAGCUUGACAUAUUUCUU
Molecule: messenger RNA, 3053 nt
Organism: Trichomycterus rosablanca
Lineage: Eukaryota; Metazoa; Chordata; Actinopteri; Siluriformes; Trichomycteridae
Gene: rap1gapa
Product: RAP1 GTPase activating protein a
Exons: 25
Coding region: 15-2243 (742 amino acids)
Biological process (GO): regulation of small GTPase mediated signal transduction; activation of GTPase activity
Cellular component (GO): cytoplasm
Molecular function (GO): GTPase activator activity
Source: RefSeq, a predicted model, not a curated record